Molecule: messenger RNA, 2964 nt
Organism: Arabidopsis lyrata subsp. lyrata
Lineage: Eukaryota; Viridiplantae; Streptophyta; Magnoliopsida; Brassicales; Brassicaceae
Product: putative DNA (cytosine-5)-methyltransferase CMT1
Exons: 20
Coding region: 351-2720 (789 amino acids)
Cellular component (GO): nucleus
Molecular function (GO): methyltransferase activity; chromatin binding
Source: RefSeq, a predicted model, not a curated record
UGAGAUUUCUCCCGCUCACUCCAAAGAUAUCCAAAAUUCGAAGCUUAAUUUUAUUUCCUAAAUUUCCUCUUUAAUUUCUCCAUAAUUCGAAAAUUGAUUUUAUUUCCUAAAGUUUCUCAUUAAUUUCCCCACAACGAUUUAUAAUUUCUCCAUGAUUCGAAAUUGAUUUUAUUUCCUAAAAUUUCUCAUUAAUUUGUUUUCUCCACGACGAUUUCCAAAAGGGUUUUCUUUCUCUGAUUGUUCUCCACUAGUCACACUAGUACAUAUAGACCUCGUCUCUCCGUCGCUUCAUCAUUACUUGGUCUUUCUCUGCUCAUUUCGUCUUCUUAGCUUUCUCCGAUUACGCGAAAAUGGCAGUGAAAAACAAACAGAUGAAACGCGCUGAGCCAGAGUCAGAUCUGUGUUUUGCUGGGAAACCAGUGUCUGUUGUCGAGUCGAUGAUUCGAUGGCCUCAUCGCUACCCAUCCAAGAAAACAAAGCUUGAAGCUGCGACGGCGACGAAGGGUGACAAAAAGGAAAAGAUAAAGCUAGCGAAACGUCACUACGAGCAAGCUUUGGUUGAUGGAGUUCUCAUCAACCUCAAUGACGAUGUCUACGUCACGGGUCUACCAGGGAAGCUGAAUUUUAUUGGAAAAGUUAUUGAAAUGUUCGAAGCAGAUGAUGGGGUGCCUUACUCUCGGAUUCGAUGGUUUUACAGACCCAAUGAUACUUUGAUCGAAAGAUUUGCCGAACUUGUGCAAAAAAAGAGGGUGUUUCUAUCAAAUGUUGAGGACGAUAAUCCUCUCACCUGCAUUUAUUCGAAAGUCAACAUCGCUAAAGUCCCAUUACCAAAGAUUACCUCCAGAAUCGAGCAAAGGGUUAUUCCUCCAUGUGACUAUUACUAUGAUAUGAAGUACGAAGUGCCAUAUCUGAAUUUUACAAGUGCAGAUGAUGAUACUGCUGCGUCAUCAACUCUUUCAAGUGAUUCCGCCUCGAAUUGCUUUGAAACUCUCCACAAAGAUGAAAAAUAUUUAUUGGAUCUGUACAGUGGAUGCGGAGCGAUGUCCACAGGUUUCUGCAUGGGAGCUUCCAUAGCAGGAGUAAAAUUGAUUACGAAAUGGUCUGUGGAUAUAAAUAAGUUUGCUUGUGAUAGUUUUAGACAUAAUCAUCCUGAAACAGAGGUGAGAAAUGAAGCCGCAGAAGAUUUUCUAAUUCUCCUCAAAGAAUGGAAAAGGCUCUGUGAAAGGUUUUCUCUCAGUUCAAGCACUGAACCAAUGGAAUCAAUUUCUGAGUUGGAAGAUGAAGAAAGUGACGAAAAUGAUGACAUAGAUGAGGCAAGUACUGGUAUGGAACUCUCAGCGGGAGAGUUUGAAGUAGAAAAGUUUGUUGGCAUCGUUUUUGGAGAUCCUAAAGGCACAGGGGAAAAGACACUUCAUCUUAAGGUAAGGUGGAAGGGAUACAGUCCUAAGUAUGAUACAUGGGAACCUUACUCUGGCUUAGGCAAUUGUAAGGAGAAGCUCAAGGAGUAUGUGACAGAUGGGUUCAAGUCUCAUCUUUUACCACUUCCCGGUACUGUUUACUCUGUGUGCGGUGGGCCACCCUGCCAAGGGAUCAGUGGCUAUAACCGGUUUAGAAACAAACAAGCACCGCUUGAGGAUAAGAAAAACCAGCAACUUUUGGUGUUUUUAGACAUCAUUGACUUCCUCAAGCCAAGUUACGUGCUUAUGGAAAAUGUUGUAGACCUUCUUAGGUUUUCAAAGGGUUACCUGGCACGUCAUGCUGUGGCUAGCUUUGUUGCCAUGAAUUACCAGACGCGGUUGGGCAUGAUGACGGCUGGAUCCUACGGUCUCCCUCAGGUUAGAAACAGGGUUUUUUUAUGGGCCGCACAACCAACAGAGAAACUCCCCCCUUACCCACUUCCAACACAUGAAGUUGAGAAAAAAUUCAACACACCAAAGGAAUUUGAGGAUUUACAAGUUGGACUUAUUCAAAAGGAGCUUCUUCAAUUAGACAACGCUCUUACGCUGGCUGAUGCUAUUAGUGACCUACCACCUGUGACAAAUUCUGAGGCAAAUGAUGUAAGGAAUUAUAAUGAUGCUGCUCCUAAGACAGAUUUUGAGAACUUUAUUAGCCUUAAAAGAUCUGAGACACUAUUACCCGUAUGUGGUGGAGAUCCGGCGCGCAGGUUGUUUGAUCAUCAGCCUCUUGAAUUAAGAGAUGACGACUUGGAAAGAAUUUCCUACAUACCAAAAAAGAAGGGGGCAAAUUUUCGUGAUAUGCCUGGUGUUUUAGUUCACAACAACAAAGCGCAACUUAACCUUAGGGUGAAGCGAGCAAAGUUAAAAUCUGGAAAGAAUGUGGUCCCUGCUUAUGCAGUUUCAUUCAUAAAAGGAAAAUCAAAAAAGCCUUUUGGUAGAUUGUGGUGGGACGAAAUAGUUAACACGGUUGUGACAAGGGCAGAACCUCACAACCAGUGCGUAAUCCAUCCAAUGCAAGAGCGUGUGUUGUCUGUCCGUGAGAAUGCCAGACUACAAGGGUUCCCUGAUUGUUACAAGCUUUGUGGCUCAAUUAAGGAAAAGUACAUCCAGGUUGGGAAUGCAGUGGCAGUUCCUGUAGGGGUUGCGUUAGGAUAUGCAUUUGGUAUGGCGAGUCAAGGACUGACGGAUGAUGAGCCUGUAAUCAAGCUGCCCUUCAAGUACCCUGAAUGCAUGCAGGCAAAGCCGGAGGAUCAAUCUGAUUGACGGUCUCCAUCAAGGCCUCAUCAUGAAGCUCUCUAUCUUUAGGAAUCGUACUCCAUUUUCUAGACUGCUUAAUGUUCUUUUAUUUCUUUUUGGGUCAGCAAGAGCUAUAUGCUCAAACAAUGGCUUUAACUGUUAGCUCUUGAUCGUUGUUUCUACUUCUUAGUUUAUGUUGACCUUAUCUUCGUUUGGAAACAAUUCUAUUUCUUAUGAUCUUUGAUCUAAAGAUUUUAAAUUCUUGUGAUUA